AUGGCCCUUCCAUUCCGUCCGUAUUUCUCUGCUCUUCCUAUUGCAAGUGUUAAAAGUAAUUUUUUUCUUUCUUUCUUUCUUCUAUUACAUUUUAUUUUUUCAUUUUUCUUUCAUUUUUCUUUCUUUCAUUUUCUUUCUUUCAUUUUCUUUCUUUUUCUGCUGCAUCUUCAUUUAUUCUUUCUACGUUUGCAUUUUCUUUCUUUUGCAUUUUCUUUCUUUGUCUUGCAUUUUUAUCUAUCUAUCUACAUUUCCAUUGCAGAAUUUUUGUUUUUGUUUUCUGUUCUUGCUUUUCUUUUUCUUAAAUCUUUUCUUUCUUUGGCAAAUCUUUUUUCUCACUUCUUCUUUUUUUCUAGUGUACCUUUUGUUUCUUUCUUUCUCUAUUUUUUUCUUUUUUUUUUUAUUAAGCUUCUUUGCGCCUUUCUUCUCCUAUUCUUCUAUCUUCUUUUUUUUUGUCACAUUUUCUCUCUCUCUCUCUCUCUCUCUCUCUCUCUCUCUCUCUCUAUUAUAAAUGUUUGUUUACUUUUUCUACCGAUUUUCUCAUUCUUUUUUUCUUUCUUUCUCUUUCUAUCAUUUCUUUUUUCUUUUUGUUUCUUUCUUUCUUCUUUUUUAUCUUUCUUUCAUUUCUUUUUAUCUUUCCAUUGUCCUAUCUUUCUUUCUUCUAAUCUUUCUUUCUUUUCUUUCUCCUAUCUUUCUUUCUUUCUUUUCUUUCUUUCUUUCUUUUCUGCUUCCUAUCUUUCUUUCUUUCUUUUCUUUCUCCUAUCUUUUCUUCUUUCUUUUCUUUCUCCUAUCUUUUCUUCUUUCUUUUCUUUCUCCUAUCUUUUCUUCUUUCUUUUCUUUCUCCUAUCUUUUCUUUCUUUUCUUUCUCCUAUCUUUUCUUUCUUUUCUUUCUCCUAUCUUUUCUUCUUUCUUUUCUUUCUCCUAUCUUUUCUUUCUUUUCUUUCUCCUAUCUUUUCUUUCUUUUCUUUCUCCUAUCUUUUCUUUCUUUUCUUUCUCCUAUCUUUUCUUUCAUUUCUUUCUCCUAUCUUUUCUUCUUUCUUUUCUUUCUUCUUCUUUCUUUUCUUUCAUUUCUUUCUCCUAUCUUUUCUUCUUUCUUUUCUUUCUUCUUCUUUCUUUUCUUUCUUUUCUUUUUCUUUUCUUUCUUUUCUUUUUCUUUUCUUUCUUUUUCUUUUCUUCUUUUUCUUUUCUUCUUUUUCUUUUUUUCUUUCCUCUUUCUUUCUUUUCUUUCUUUUCUUUCUUUUUUCUUCCUUUUAUUUCGCAGCUCAUUUUUCUCUUCUAUACAUUUUUGUCUUUCUUGCGCAAAGCUUUUACUUAUUUUACAUUAUCUUUCUUACUUACAUUUUUUGUCUUUCCUUUUCUUCAUUUUUUUCUCUUUUCUCCUGA
Messenger RNA from Acanthosepion pharaonis, 1380 nucleotides. The record is from the annotation of a GenBank genome assembly. NCBI's taxonomy places the organism in Eukaryota, Metazoa, Mollusca, Cephalopoda, Sepiida, Sepiidae.